This is a messenger RNA of Choloepus didactylus (southern two-toed sloth), 6935 nucleotides long. RefSeq names its product sphingomyelin synthase 2 (gene SGMS2). Gene Ontology annotation, biological process: sphingomyelin biosynthetic process; ceramide biosynthetic process. The coding region runs from base 1466 to 2563 and encodes 365 amino acids. Lineage: Eukaryota; Metazoa; Chordata; Mammalia; Pilosa; Megalonychidae. The transcript is spliced from 6 exons. Gene Ontology annotation, molecular function: sphingomyelin synthase activity; ceramide cholinephosphotransferase activity. Gene Ontology annotation, cellular component: endoplasmic reticulum membrane; Golgi membrane. The record is from RefSeq and is a predicted model, not a curated record.
AAGUAUAAUUUGCAUCAGCUGAAGGUUGUCUGUCUACCAGUCAUCAUGCAAUUCUCUGCUAUCUUCCCUUUUUCACUUGAGACAUUUCAUAAAUGUCAUAAUUCUCUGAGAAGUUUUAUUUUAUCAUUGGAGGAGUCUUAGAUUUCAAGCUGUUUCAAGUGUGAGGAUGUUUCCUCACUCACUGGGUCAUUGCCUUAAUUGACAGCAAAGGAAACAGAAGGAACAUCAAAGCUUCCCAACCUCUUUGGUUAGGAAAGAGAGUUUCAAGGGGGAACACUCAGUAAUGGCCUUACCAUGCUUUCAGAAAAGUGUCUAAGAUUCAUUUUUAAAAGUCUUUAAAGAGAUAUCAGUCAACCAUACACCUGUUCAGCAAAAUCACUGAAAUUACUUCUGGCAAAGCUAUUCUGACUUCAUAGUUAUUUAAACCCCAAGGUUAAAGAAUUGUAGGACAUAUUCCCAUCCCAUGCCAUUGAGCAAAUGUAAGUUUUCACUUUUGUGAUUGUUGUAUGACUCAAUUCACUGCUAGUUGAAUUUGAUUUUAAGAAAAAUUUAAUUCUUAAAAAUAAAGACAGCAGUUGCAUUUUAAUAGAAAAAUUUUCUUUCCUGUACAGCUGUGGGCACCCUGCUACUGGGGCUCAUUUGAGUCUUAGGAUAGCAAUUCUUAUUUCAUCAUUACUAAUUAGUGUGGUGUGUGUCUAAAAAGACUUCAGUCCUAGGAUGGACCCACGGCCAUGUAGACUCCUGUUAAUUAGAUAUCAAUUUUUAUGAGUAUUUAAGAUGCAUGGUUCAAUACCGCAUUCUCUAGGCUUGUUUGUUUAUCUUCUGUAAAAUUCAAAAUAUUUCUAAGAAUGUUGCUAGGAUUAGAAUGCCUCUAUUGGCUUGAUGCUAGGAAUGACAACGAUUUCCAAAUAUUUGGCACCACUUACAUCUCUCACUUUGUCGGGUAGUAUCUGUCCCUUUGGGACUGGAUGAAGAAAAUAAUUCAUUUAUUCAACAAAUACUUACUGAAUGCAUCUGUGUACCAGGUGCUGUUCUGGGUGUUGGGAAUGCAGCAGUGAGCAAAGCAAUAUUCCUGCUUUCAUGGAGCUUUUGAAAAGCUCCCAAAUAUCUUCUGCAAACAAAUUUGAGAAAGCCGGAGCAGAGAGCUUGACUCACUGACAGGUGUUCUGGGGAAACUCCCUUGAAGAUGGCAGACCAAGAGUUGGAACUUGAUUUGGAAAGUCAGGUGUGAAAGGAACAUCUUUUGGGAGAAGAGAAUUGGCUUCCUUCCCGAAAGUGGCGAACGUUCAGCCUAUAGCACAUGGGAGAAACAACAAUCAGAUGACUACCUUCUUCGUUUUGUAUUAGGAAACAGAAUUGUUUGUAAGUGUCCAUGGUGACCUUGGAAAUAGAAGGAGUAAAAAUUUUAACUUUCCACAGAUAACAAGAGCUUUACCAUCUCCUUUUGGAUCUGAAGACUGAGACGAUGGAUAUCAUAGAGACAGCAAAACUUGAAGAACAUAUGGAAAACCAAACCAACGAUCCAGCAAACACUUACACAAGACCUGCUGAACCUGUUGAAGAAGAAAACAAAAAUGGCAAUGGCAAACCUAAGAGCUUAUCCAAUGGACUGCGAAAGGGCACCAAAAAGUACCCAGACUAUAUCCAAAUUGCUAUGCCCACUGAAUCAAGGAACAAAUUUCCUUUGGAGUGGUGGAAAACUGGUAUUGCCUUUGUGUAUGCUCUCUUCAACCUUGUCUUGACAACCGUUAUGAUCACAGUAGUACACGAGAGGGUCCCUCCCAAGGAGCUCAGCCCUCCACUCCCAGACAAGUUUUUUGAUUAUAUUGAUCGGGUGAAAUGGGCAUUUUCUGUAUCAGAAAUAAAUGGGAUUAUAUUAGUUGUAUUAUGGAUCACCCAGUGGCUGUUUCUGAGAUACAAGUCAAUAGUGGGGCGCAGAUUCUUUUUUAUCAUGGGAACUUUAUACCUGUAUCGCUGUAUUACAAUGUAUGUUACCACUCUACCUGUGCCUGGAAUGCAUUUCCAAUGUGCUCCAAAGCUCAAUGGAGACUCUCAGGCAAAAGUACAGCGGAUUCUGCGGUUGAUUUCUGGAGGUGGAUUGUCCAUAACUGGAUCACAUAUCUUGUGUGGAGACUUCCUCUUCAGCGGUCACACAGUUGUGUUGACACUCACUUAUUUGUUCAUCAAAGAAUAUUCUCCUCGUCACUUCUGGUGGUAUCAUUUAAUCUGCUGGCUGCUGAGUGCUGCUGGGAUCAUCUGCAUCCUGGUGGCCCAUGAACACUACACUGUUGACGUGAUCAUUGCCUAUUAUAUCACAACACGUCUGUUUUGGUGGUACCAUUCAAUGGCCAACGAGAAGAACUUGAAGGUCUCUUCACAGACUAAUUUCUUGUCUCGAGCAUGGUGGUUCCCUAUCUUUUAUUUUUUUGAGAAAAAUGUACAAGGCUCGAUUCCUUGCUGCUUCUCCUGGCCACUAUCCUGGCCUCCUGGCUGCUUCAAAUCGUCAUGCAAAAAGUAUUCACGGGUACAGAAGAUUGGUGAAGAUAAUGAGAAAUCUACCUGAGGAGCAAAACAAAAAGGCAUCAGCUCUUACACCAAAAGAGUUAACGCUAUAACCAAAGGUAUAGUUUUGUUUUUUAUUUUAGAAGAACUGACUGGUAAAUGAAGAAGUGGACCAAAUUUUAUGUAAAUGAUUAGAAAGAUGACUGAAGUAUUACCCUUUGACUGGUUUUUAUUCAUCCUGAGAAAGAUACAUUCUCCUGCAGCUCUUCAUUCAUUGGUAACAGGCCCCCCCAACUGGGAUUUUUACUAAUGAGCUUGUUAAAGAGGUGCCAAAGAACCUAUUCCCCCUUCCUUAUCCUUUCCCACUAAAGCCCUCUACUUCAGAAUGUUGAAUUUUUUCCUCUCAAGAUCAGGAGAAUUGGUUAAUGUUUUAAAUAAAAUAUCUGGAUGUAUACAGCUACUGUGUAAAUAGAAUAACCUAAUGUUGAGAGUGGUUGUCAGCAUUAGGCUUAUUGGUGCAAGAGGGGAGGUCCAUGGGCUGUGAGUCAACUCAGGUGAACUCUGUUUCCACCCUGUUGUGUGCAAGGUCAGGGGCAGGUCUGGGAAUGUGUACGCUGCUACCGCCCAAUGCACUGUGUGUCACUUUUACUUUCUUUUUCACUAACUUUAUUUUUUUAAAUGUGAUCUAAAUAAAUAUGGAAGUAUUUGGCACACCCACCGAUUUUACAUGUGUGUAAAUACUUCACUUUGAAAUUGCUAUGGCAGACAGGAAACUGGCCUGUGUCAGCUAAUGGGUGAUCCUCAUGUACACACUUGUAAAUUUGACCCAGUGCCCGAGUGCAGUCAGCUGCAUGAGCUCAGGCUGAAAACAGGCGUGUGAACUGAUGCUUGUGCCACUUAUUGAACAAGCCUGCAUUUCCCUCCCAGGCCAGGUCCUGCUGUGAGAUCUGCGUGAGGGCUCCUAAUUGUACACGAAAUACAUUUGGUCACGAUUCACUGAAAAUGAUGUUUUCAUAGUUGCAUAGUGCUAUGAAAAACCAAGAUGGAGGCCAAAAGCUUAAUAGGUCCAGUUUCAUAAGCUGAUCCUAAAGACAUACCACAAUAGAAUAAUAUUACUUUUACCCUGUGAAAAUUAUAACAUGGUGCUGCACUAUAAUCUACUAUAGGAAUCAGUGUGUCAGACAGUUACAGCUACACAGUAAAGGGGGAUAAUUGUUUCUAAAUUUCUUUGAGGUGAUGCAGAAAAAAAAAAGGAAUUUUUUUAAAUCUCAUCAAAUUAUAUAUUGUAAUGCUAUUGAAUCUUUUGGAUAAUUCUUUGCUUAAUUCCUUAACUACUUGAAGUUUUAGGGGUUCAAAAUCAUCAGCAAUAGAGCACGAGGAUGGGGGAUUAGUGAGAGAGGAAGGAGGCAUUUACAUUUAUUUAAAAGUGAAAUUUUCUCACCUUUUGGAAUGAAAACUACCCCUAAAUUUAUCAUUAUUAGCAAAACUAGCCAGCCUUGAUUAGGAACACAAAAUUGGUCUUUAAAUUGGUUGGGAAAAGCACAAUACAAAUCUGUUUGGAAGAGUCAUCAUCUCUUGGUGCUAAAAUUCUGAGUGUGUUCUUAGUAUGGCUCUUUCUCUGUGUAAUAGAAGAAUCACUAAAGGAAUAGGUAAUUGCAUUCAAAGGCAGGAAAAAAAGGCUCUCCAGUUACUUAAAACAAGAAAUGAAACUAACCAUCCUUGGCAGGCAUUGAAAUGCAAGGAUUUUUCUGGUAUUUGUUAUUAAUAAUAAAUAAUAAAUAAAAUAAGUUAUUAAAUAAAUCAGUUUAUCUGUAGUCUAGCUGAUGUGUCUAGCCAUAAUUCUACAUAAUAACAUUGAUUGGUUGACACUUGUAAUAGAAUGAAAACACUGAGUGAAAAACCCUGUUGUCUGAUUAUGUGGAAAAGCAUCUGACACAGAAGCCUGGGUUUUGCUCUCCUACCAUUGGGAUAUUUUUCUGGAGCCUCUGCUUCAAAUAAAACAAUCAGAUAUACCCUAGAGCCUUACUCACCUGUGUCUGGGAUCACCCACCUUUUUUUCAAUUAAAUAAGGAAAACUAUUUAAGCUUUGUAAGUCAUUCCUUAUUGACUAUUGGCAAGCCUUGAAACAAUAAACAUUGCAUUUGAGUCAAGUAAUCCAGGUUUUAAAAAUAACACCAUCACCUCUUUAAAGAACUUUACAAACAUCUGUGACCCCACAUGUAGACAUUGCUGCUUCCGUGUUCUUUGCAUGUAUAGCUCUCUAAAUAUAUGCUGAGGAUGCAUAUCAUUUAAAAACCAUGCAGAGGGUGUGGAAUCAAAGUUUCACAUUGGGAAAUUAAGAGAAAUAGUGAAACACAUUUACAUUUAAGAGAACAAACUUGAGAUUUAACCCAACAUGCCAUUUUGGAAUACAAAACAUAGACACUUACAAUCUCGCCUUUGAAACAGAGUGAAUUUUUGGAGCUUCUUUAAGUUCUUUGCCAGUUAAGAUACAAGAUCUUAUCCAUUUGCCUUGCUUUUGUAAAUCAGUACUCCUGUUUGAAGCUUUUCCUUUAAUUUAGUCCUUCUGUGAAACAUCUAUAACAUACAAUACCUAUAAAUUAUGAUGCAUUUUUAUGAAAAUGUAUUCCUCUCAGAUUCUAUUGUUUUGAGCCUCUCCGCUAGCUCUGAAAAUAAAGCACUACUUCCCUAUUUCUACCUGAAGUAAUUGUGAAUUUGUUCUUUAAUUUACUGGCAUCUGGGGAAACAAGUUUUGCUGUGGAGGAAGGCUGUUUUGGGGAAUGAGCCUCUAGAAUGCUUUAUGGAUGAUGUUGCACAGGGUUCUUUGCUGUAUACCAGUGCCCCCUUGCGGAAAUAUGUUACAUGGGUUUUAGUAAAUAGGUACAUGGGCUUGGACCACAAACUUGCCACUUUUUAAAGCAUAUUCACCAGUUUUUAAAAGACUUUUUUUUCCAUUAUCUUUGCCAAUAAUCUGAAAGUAUCAUGUGAAAGGAGUUAUUUUAAAGUCAUUUUAAACUUUCCCAAAGGGAAAACGUGUUCAGAUUUAUAGGGAGUUGCAUUUGUAAUCUUUUAUCCAUUUGAUCAAAGAAAAAUUGCAGACCAUUAUUACCUCUCACAAUCACAAUCAUUAAUGUCUCCCUUUAUAACUACCUACAGCUCUGUUGACUUUGAAUCACCAAAUUGUCUGUCUUCUAUGUUUUUUUUCCUUCUUGCCAAACUCAUACAGUUUCUUUAAUUGAGAGUUCACAUCUGUUCCUUGAAUAUUUCACCCACUUUUUUUUUAUUGUUUUGUUUGUGUCAUUGUUUUUUGUUUUGCACUGUUUGAUUAAAAAAUUAAAGAUGGUGUUAACACACUCAUCUCUGUAGUGUAAAGAAGUGUGAGAAAGAAUUUCUCAAUAAAUGAGUUUACAUGUUUAAAUCAAGCAUAUUGUAAGUAAUAUGUCUUGUAUUGAAGGCUUUUUCUAUUUGUGUGUAUUAAAAAUUUGUUAUUUUUUUUAAAUGUCAUGUGGCAAUAAUUUAAGUUCUUUGAUUCAGUUACUAAAAAUAUUCUUCUAUUAAGAAGUGCUCUUGACUUCAAUACCCAAAACACUGAAGGUCAUGUAUGUCAAAGAUACCCAAAGAUAAGUUUUUAUGCAACUAUACACCUUGUAAGUUCUGAAUUAUUUUAUUCUAACUAUGCUGUUCUCUAAAUGAAUCAUGAAUGAGAGUUGUUCUUUAUUGUGUAAUUAUUUAGAACUGCCCUUUAGGGGAAAAAGAAGAAAUUAUGAACAUAAGCUAAUCUGGUUGCCAAGUUUUAAUUCAUUAUUUAGUUUACCUCCUAUGCAAUGAUUAAUGCUGCAAAAUUUAUGGCUGUGUUACUGUAUAUUCACAAAAGAAAUAUUACAAGGUUGGAGAGGUAGCAAUUGCAUUCUUUUGGAAAUUUACUGUACUGUUUCAAUGUGUUAAGUGCCUUGUUGUAAAGUAAAAUUUCAAGUCUAGAAUUCAUUAUUUUCCUGACAUAUAUUUUUCAUUAUGAUAUAUAUUGUAUGCUAUUGUAAUAGAUUUAUUAAAUGCUUAAAUUUUAAUCAAGUAUAUAAAUUUCAGAAGCUCUUUUCUCCCACCCGCCAGUACCUUAAUCAUUGAUCUAUCAUAUGUGGUUUGAAUUCUUGUUCUUUUUUAAAAAGAGGAAAUUAUCUUUGUUUAGAAAUACAUUUUUCCAUGCUUGUGCUUUUGUGUUUGUAAACUUACUUCAAGAGGAAUUUAGGUAUGUUAACUGUAGUUUAUACUUCUAAAAUGCCAGUGUUUUACAUUUACAUUUUAAGUGCCUAAUUGUUAAAUCUAAUUUAUGUUUAUAUUCUAAAAAGGAUGUAUACUUCUUUCUAAUCUCUUUGGUUUUGCUUUUUAAAAAUGCAAGAUCUUAUACUUUGUAUUUACUCAAUAAACCAGUGACAUCA